Messenger RNA from Clupea harengus (Atlantic herring), 3356 nucleotides. It is a transcript of the gene anp32b, whose product is annotated as acidic (leucine-rich) nuclear phosphoprotein 32 family, member B. Gene Ontology annotation, cellular component: nucleus. Gene Ontology annotation, biological process: regulation of apoptotic process. The record is from RefSeq and is a predicted model, not a curated record. Gene Ontology annotation, molecular function: histone binding. The transcript is spliced from 7 exons. Lineage: Eukaryota; Metazoa; Chordata; Actinopteri; Clupeiformes; Clupeidae. The coding region runs from base 889 to 1701 and encodes 270 amino acids.
ACUGUAGUGUUUGGUGGCAUCACGUGCUAUGGCACGGCAAAACCAGUGUAUACAAAACUUGGAAAUUCAAUGCUAUGUCGUUAGAAACGAGAAGUUCUAUGCCAUGUGAUGGCAUACUGACCGAUGGCAGCUAGCUUACUCGAGUCUCCCUCGAUAACUACACAGAGGCAGUGCAUCGCCAGAUAGGUUCCCGCCAUUACUCCUGUGCCGCUGCGUUACAUGAUAAAAAAUGAAUCAAACGAUUCUGCUACCGGUUGAAACAAAGUUAUAACAUCUCGAUUCUUGUAUUGUAAUUACACGCAAGAAACGCAGAAAAUACGCAAACAUCCGACACUAAAUGUCGCCAUAAGUCUUGACACGCUGAGUGACCGAAUCUCAGCAGCAGCCAUAACGUUAGCUACGUAACGUUAGAGGCAUAAAGCCACGUCUAGUGAAAUGCUUUCUUCAUAAGCAUGCACAUUUACUCUAAACAUGAUUCCAUAAAAAUGAACGUUAAAUGUACAUAUGAUGGGCAUCGUAUGUACUGAACACUAGAAAAGCGUUACACGUUCAACAUGUUUACAAGCUCGCAUACUGUGUCAGGAAUCGCCAUGUUGUCAUUCUGCCGUCUUUGAUGCUGUGGGGAAAGGAACUCUCUCCAUCUUUGUCUUACUAAUUUCCGUUCUUAAUGUUCCCUCAAAAAUACGUUGGCAGUUUAUGCAAAUAUUGUAUUUUCCCGUUGCUCGUCGUAUAAGCGUUCCGUUUGCAAAUGAGAACGUGAAUAAAUAGGAUCAAAAAUACGUCUUAACCAUAUUUUCGUGGUCCUUCUCGUUGCUCUUGGGUUGAUUUCUAAUGGCGGCUGCCUGAUCCUCGUUGGUGCUCUUCUGCGCGACAGCUCUUGAAAGGGCAAUGGCUAGCUUACAGAGGCUAACAGAAUCGUUGCAUUUGUCAAUUGUACGAGAGCUUGUUCUCGACAAUUGUAGAUCCAAUGAGGGAAAAAUUGAAGGCCUCACAGCAGAAUUUGUCAAUCUUGAAUUUCUCAGUUUGAUAAAUGUGGGAUUAAUCUCUGUCUCCAACCUCCCAAAACUUGGAAAACUCAAAAAGUUGGAGCUAAGUGACAACAGAAUUUCAGGUGGCCUUGAUGUUUUAGCAGAGAAACUCCCAAAUCUUACACACCUAAACUUAAGUGGGAACAAACUGAAAGACAUCAGCACAUUGGAGCCUUUGAAAAAGCUUGACCACCUGAAAAGUCUCGACCUCUUCAACUGUGAAGUCACAAACCUCAAUGACUACCGGGAGAGUGUAUUCAAACUCUUACCCCAGCUCACCUAUCUGGACGGCUAUGACAUGGAAGAUCGGGAGGCCUCAGAUUCUGAUGGAGAAGUUGAUGGAGUUGAUGAUGACGAUGAUGAGGAGGGAGAGGAGGAAGAGGAUGAGGAUGGAGAGGAGGAAGACUUUGACGAGGAGGAGGACGAUGAUGAUGAGGUGGAAGGAGAGGAAGAUGAUGAUGAUGUCAGUGGAGAAGAUGAGGAAGAAGGCGUUGUACGGGUUGGACGGGUUGGAGGGGUAGGAGGGGUAGAUGAUGAUGACGAUGAUGAUGACGACGACGAUGAUGACGAUGACGACGACGAAGAUGAGGAUGAGGUUGGCAAAGGCGAGAAGAGAAAGCGAGAGGCAGAUGACGAAGAUGAUGAUGACGACGACGAUGAGGAUGAUGAUUAAGAGCCAAGGAGCCGAUCAGUUACCAACCCUUCCCUCCCCUCCCUAAUUUGCCACCACUGGGCCACCCCCACACGCUCUUCUGUCACAUGUCCCACAGCGCUGAGCUCCCCAAGGGGCAAGACUGUAUCGAAUGGGUGGGGUGUGUGGAGAUGCACCCAUGGAGCCGUGAGCUGAAUGAGGCCUCUCUUGAGUGGCGGCUCACUCGGCAUUCCACAGUUUCACUGUCAACUCCCUUCUUGUGUUUCACCAAACCCGUGUGAGGACUUUGGGGACUGGUAUCUAGUUUUGGGUCUGUGCUUUUAAUAUUGUUGGAGAAUUAUAAUUUUUUUUUUUUUGUUGUUGUUGUUGGGUUUAUUUUUUAUUUUUGUCUUUUUUCUUCCUUUUCCUAAUUUCCCAAUAAGAUUAUUGCUAUAGCAACCGUGUCGAGGAAGCCAUCAUUUUAGUGUGGCAGCCAGUGGCACAAAUCAAUGUUGUAGCUACAUUUUUACUUUCUGUAUGACAAAAAGACAAACAAAAAAAACAACUUUGUAAAUAAAAUGUUAACAUUUUGCGCUGUGCUUUCCCUGCCAUGCCUCUAUCGCUUUCUCACCCCAACCCCCGCCCCCCAUGAUGUCCAAAGCUAGACUGGAGGUUGUAAUUGAAGUACUUGUCCAAAGCUAGACUGAAGGUGUAACUGAAGUACUUGUGAAGUGGCAGUCGUGCACCUUAUCUAGAGCAGCUACGCAGAAAAAUGACUCGGAGGAAAGCACUCAGCAUUUAAAAAACUACCUCAGAUUUGGUGUGGAUUACUGAGUAAUUACUCUUUAGACCUGGGACAGAGAGAAGUUGGAUAUGUUGAAUUCCCCUGACCGAUAUCUGCCUAUUUGAAACCACAGCCACAUUCAUGAAUUUGAUAUUGAUGUUUUUUCUGAUUAGUUCUUGUCAUUCAUGUAUGUGUGAAAGAGUGUGGUGCAGGCUGACAUAAGGGGGAUUCAGCAGCAAGGAUGUGGACUGCUGGUCCAAGCAGGGGAAAGUGUCUUCAGGCUGUACUGUGAACUGAGACAAGGUAUUAGAUGGAAUCAUGAGUCGUAUGGUAUGUUUCAUAUGCUGAAUUCUGCCCCAGUGACAGAUUUACAUUGCAACCCACGAAUAUUGCUGGAGGACUACCCUUUUUUUUUUAAACCAAGAUGAACAAACCCCUGUCAAGCUACAAUGCUAAUUUUUUAUAUAAAACUUUAUUUGAUAUUGUGCUCAUGGCUGUUGUGUCUUUACAUUUCUUAACAUUGCUGUGUUCAUACUACAGCUGGUCUUCAGGGUAGGGCAUGGGAAUCUGCAGAAACGUACAUAAGAAGCAUGAUUAGGGAUAGACGGAGCACCUUGUUAUGAUUAACUAGAGGAUUUUUUUUCUGGACGUAUAUACCUUUAUUCCUCCAGCCUUGCUGAAUUGUCUGUGUGCGUACUGGUGUAUCAGGCAUUGCCCCAAGUAGCUGUGCUAUGCUUGUAUGAUGGGUUUCAGUUUUACUCAGAAGCUGGUGCUCUAACCAUUUGGUCCAUGUAACCAUGUGGGCAAUUAACUUCCUCAUUUUCAACCUAGUUGCAUUUUGGACAGGAAAAACAUAUUACACUGAUUUUGGGGUACUUGGGUAUCAUUUGAAAAUAAAGUGUAUUAAACAUGA